This is a messenger RNA of Fundulus heteroclitus (mummichog), 1934 nucleotides long. RefSeq names its product centromere protein O (gene cenpo). The transcript is spliced from 6 exons. The record is from RefSeq and is a predicted model, not a curated record. The coding region runs from base 121 to 981 and encodes 286 amino acids. Gene Ontology annotation, cellular component: Mis6-Sim4 complex; kinetochore. Lineage: Eukaryota; Metazoa; Chordata; Actinopteri; Cyprinodontiformes; Fundulidae.
ACGUCGGCGCGGGGCGUUGCGUGCGCACGUAACAGCCGCCAAAAUUAAAAACAAAAAGUCGCUGAAGCGGAUAUAUUUGUGUAACUUGCCGAAUUAUAAAGGGAGGAAAGCUGCAAACACAUGGAGGGAGCGUCGACGAGAGGUGUUUUGAGCCACCUGAGUCUGCUGGAGGAGCGGGCCAGGGGCCGGAGGGGUCAGGUCCCUGGGCAGCAGAGCCGUGUGAAGGAGCUGAGGGCUCAAGUUGAAGCGCUGAGGGCGCAGAGGGACCAGCUGAAGGCAGAGAUCCGGACACACAAGAAUCUCCAGAAACUCAGGGCACCUGAAGACUUGCAGCGGCAAGAGGAGGAAAUGGACGCGGAGUCGGAAAGCUCGGAGUUGUGGCGCCUGAUGGCCAGACACUCUGAGCUGACGGACCUCCUUCAGGCUCAUCGCCUCAUCGGUGGUUAUGACGUCAUCAAAACCCGGCAAGGUAAAGGCCUGUGCUUCUCUUUGCCGACCGCGUAUGAGGGCGUAUAUUUGGAGACCUACAACCUGGAGGUCGACCUGAAGCCAAAAGUGAGGAUCCGAGGCCACAACAUCCCCCCCUUCAUCCCUCUGAGCAACCUUGCCGAGCAGAGCGACUUGCAGACAGGCAUGAGGGCCUUCCUGGACGCCGUCAGCCUGCAUCUUAAUGCGUUCGCAGGUCGCAAGCAGCAGCUGACGCUUCUUAAGGAGCAGCAUAAGUCCGUGGAAGUGAUGGAGAGCAACCUGUUGUGUUCCAUACUGGUGCUGAUGUUCACCGUGCCCGAAGGGAAGACGCCCUUACUCUGCACGUUGGCGUACACCGACCACACCAGGUGUCUCCCCACGCAGGUCCAUUUGGACUGUAAAGACAAACGGCUCCCCGACUCUCCGCAGUGGAAGAAGAGCUGCAGCUUACUGAUGGAGGUUCCUGUGCACAGAGCUUUAACUGCCAUGAAGAAAACAAGGACUAUUGUUUAAUUUAUUCUCCAGUUUAUAAAAUGAAACCAUUUGAUGUACAUAAUAAAUGAUUUUUUGCUUUAACAGUGUAAAUUUCCUCCCACUUUUCCCGCAUUGGCUCCGUUUCUGAGGUUCUGUAGAAACUCCUCCACCCGGUUAUGUAAAGUUUCCCUCUGAAGUCUCAGCGUCUCUUUUGCAGGUGAAGCUGCACUCUUUGGCCAAUGUUUUUAGUUGACACUGGAGAUCUAGUUCCUCCUUUUGGUUCAGGACUCACAGCUCUCCCUUCAGCACCGGUCCACACUUGUAUUGUUCCAUCGUCAUUUUUUUUUUCUCACUUUGCUUUCCUCGUUGCUUAAGAGUAAACGUUUUCUUGCCCGGUACUGUGCAGCUUGCAGGACGAGGCAAAACGAGCGUGUUUGCUGCUAUGUUUGCACAUAUUUGCAGAACAAUAACCUGUUGUAAGUGAGCAUGGGCUGUAAUCGCUAGUUAAUGCUUUCAUGAAGAUUGAGUUACAGAAGCGUGGUGAGGCUUGUUGAGUAUUGUACAAGUAAAUACCUGCUAAUCUCAUGUUCAGUCUGCUUUGGUGAUGCUGUCCUUUGCCCCCACCACCACACCACCACCACCUCAUCAGUCAUUUGUUUUGCAUAUAUUUUCCAGGUAUUUACCACAAAACACCUGAGUCAUGCAUAUUUCCAUGCUAAAUGUAAAAUCUAUAACCAUGCAGUCCUCUUGCGUCAUACAGUGGAGAGGAAAUUAACUUAUCCGGUAAACAAAUACCAGCUUCAUAAGUACUAAUACUUUUUUUAACCUUUGUAAUUAUUUUUGUUCUGUUGCUCUCAUUGCAGUUUAUUUAGUUCACUUUACUGAAUUCUGAAGCAGUUUGACUAACACUUGUUUUUUUGUUUUUUUUAUCUGCUGUAUAAAAAGGUUUACAUUAAUGCAGCGGAGAUUAAACAUUUAUUCAUUGUAUGUUC